This is a messenger RNA of Diceros bicornis minor, 1730 nucleotides long. RefSeq names its product ubiquitin conjugating enzyme E2 E3 (gene UBE2E3). NCBI's taxonomy places the organism in Eukaryota, Metazoa, Chordata, Mammalia, Perissodactyla, Rhinocerotidae. Gene Ontology annotation, biological process: protein polyubiquitination. The coding region runs from base 419 to 1042 and encodes 207 amino acids. The record is from RefSeq and is a predicted model, not a curated record. Gene Ontology annotation, molecular function: ubiquitin conjugating enzyme activity. The transcript has 6 exons. Gene Ontology annotation, cellular component: nucleus.
CCACAAAGGGCCGCGGAGCUGCGUGGCCGCCGCCGCCGGCCGCGGCUCGCCUCCGCGGGCGCGGAAAUUUGUUGCACUUCUUGGGGCUUUGUUUGUUUGUUUGUUUUCCCUCUGCUUUUCUUUUUCGUUAUUCUGGACAAAAUGUCGGUCCGUGAUGUAAAAAUUGAGCGAGGACCCUUGAUGGCAUUGGGAGCUUUGCAGAAGGUGCAGUUUGGAUUCGGCUUUUCCCAGGGUGGCAGCUCGGUCUUGGCCGGAUGAAUCUUCGCUGCUGGCGGUGGCAAGGGCUAGAGCAGCUCGUUAGUCGAUUUUUAAAUUCCUAAGUGUUGUAUUUAAAGGCUUACAUGCACAGAGGAGGGAUCGCCGCCUUAAAUGAGCAUAUGGGCGAUUAACAGGUUUUUCAAGAAAUAACUUCACCAAGAUGUCCAGUGAUAGGCAGAGGUCCGAUGAUGAGAGCCCCAGCACCAGCAGUGGUAGUUCAGAUGCGGACCAGCGAGACCCAGCCGCUCCAGAGCCUGAAGAACAAGAAGAAAGAAAACCUUCUGCCACCCAGCAGAAGAAAAACACCAAACUCUCUAGCAAAACCACUGCUAAGUUGUCCACUAGUGCUAAAAGAAUUCAGAAGGAGCUAGCUGAAAUAACUCUUGAUCCUCCUCCUAACUGCAGUGCUGGGCCUAAAGGAGAUAACAUUUAUGAAUGGAGAUCAACUAUACUUGGUCCACCAGGUUCUGUAUAUGAAGGUGGUGUGUUUUUUCUGGAUAUCACAUUUUCAUCCGAUUAUCCAUUUAAGCCACCAAAGGUUACUUUCCGCACCAGGAUCUAUCACUGCAACAUCAACAGUCAGGGAGUCAUCUGUCUGGACAUCCUUAAAGACAACUGGAGUCCUGCUUUGACUAUUUCAAAGGUUUUGCUGUCGAUUUGUUCUCUUUUGACAGACUGCAAUCCUGCGGAUCCUCUGGUUGGAAGCAUAGCCACUCAGUAUUUGACCAACAGAGCAGAACAUGACAGGAUAGCCAGACAGUGGACCAAGAGAUACGCAACAUAAUUCACAUAAUUUGUAUGCAGUGUGAAGGAGCUGAAGGCAUCUUCUCACUGUGCUGCAAAUCUUUAUAGCCUUUACAAUACGGACUUCUGUGUAUAUGUUAUACUGAUUCUACUCUCUGCUUUUAUCCUUUGGAGACUGGGAGACUCCCCAAAAAGGUAAAUGCUAUCAAGAGUAGAAGUUUGUAGCUGUAGAUUAGUUAUGUUUAAAACGCCUACUUGCAAGUCUUGCUUCUUUGGGAUAUCAAAAUGUAUUUUGUGAUGUACUAAGGAUACUGGUCCUGAAGUCUACCAAAUAUUAUAGUGCAUUUUAGCCUAAUUCAUUAUCUGUAUGAAGUUAUAAAAGUAGCCGUAGAUGACUAGGAAUUAUGUCAUUUGUAUUAAACCCAGAUCUAUUUCUGAGUAUGUGGUUCAUGCUGUUGUGAAAAAUGUUUUACCUUUUACCUUUGUCAGUUUGUAAUGAGAGGAUUUCCUUUUACCCUUUGUAGCUCAGAGAGCACCUGAUGUAUCAUCUCAAACACAAUAAACAUGCUCCUGAAGGCAUAGUUUCCUGUCGUAAUAUUUCAAGUCAAUCUUGUUAGAAGGUGUGUCUGAGAUGAUUGUUGAUGAAAUAAAAAUGCGGAUAUGAAGAUUGACUACUAAGGACUAGUACAAAUAAAUGAAUUAUUAAAUGGAAAACAUUUGAAAUCUCA